Filobasidium floriforme is the source of this 1859-nucleotide messenger RNA. RefSeq lists its product as uncharacterized. Bases 57 to 1622 code for a protein of 521 amino acids. The transcript has a single exon. Gene Ontology annotation, molecular function: nucleic acid binding. NCBI's taxonomy places the organism in Eukaryota, Fungi, Basidiomycota, Tremellomycetes, Filobasidiales, Filobasidiaceae. The record is from RefSeq and is a predicted model, not a curated record.
ACAUAGAUCCUUUGAGCGGGUUUUUAGAUCCUCUUCGGGCAGUCCACCUCUACGCCAUGCAGUCGUCCUGCCGCCCAGGCCUUGGUGCACCUCGCCACCAGUAUCAACAACCCGGCUAUCCCCGCAAGACCAACAUGCAGACCCACGACAAUAACGACGAGGCGAACGAACAUGAUUACGAAUACCCACAACCCCCGAUGCACUUACACGUACCGCCUCAAGGUCACGGACCCACCCUUCAUCUCAGGUUUACGGCGGCACCGACAUUUGUACCUGCUCAGGGGCGAUACGAUAGCCAAGGAAGGCUCAUCGAGGAUACCUUUACGGAUACGGAUGGGGUACGCAAAGAGGGGGAGAAGAAGGGCAAGACAGGGAGGGAGGGAGUGAUGGAUUUCUGGAAGGGAUUGGAUUUCGGGGUGGGGCCUGUCGCUUCAGGCUCGGGGUCGGGUUCAUUGUCAGGGUCACCUUCGACGACGAAAUCCGCCACAGUCUCUUCACCUUCCCAGAAUCGCUCUUCCUCCAGACCACCUAUAUCAUCAAAGAAGCUCGGACCAACAUCGGAACCCAAAAAUUUGGUGGUACCUCGAUCGGAGUGGUUUAUCCGGAAAGCCCUGCUUGCGAAAGCUCGGAAGGAAGCCGAAGCUAAGGCUCUGGACGAGGCUGAAGCCCGGGUCAAGGCUGAGGGUGGCUUCGAAGCAGAACAAGAACGAGAGGUCGGAGGCGAGGAGGAAGUCAAACGAGAAGACGAGGAUCGGGGUCGUAUUGGAGUUCCCUCCAGCUCUGUACCCCGUUCGUCCACAUCGAAAUCAGCAUUAGCAUCAGCAUCAGCAUCGACCUCAAACCCACGGCCAAACUCCUCAUCGCUAGCAUCACUCCUCAACCUUCCACCCCCUGGUACAGCCCCGCCCGCACCCCCGACGCACUUUCAUAUACGUCCAGAUAAUGUUGGAUGGAGGCUGUUACAAAAGGGAGGCUGGAGCGGGACGGGCGGGUUGGGCAGGCCCGACGGGUGGGAAGAGGCGAGGGAUAGAGUCAAGGUUGAGGAAGGGGAAAGGUUGCGGGUGAAGAGGGAGCUGAAUCACGAGGAAAAUAGCGAGGGAGAUGCGCAAGCUGGGAAGAAGGCGGAGGUGAAGGUGAUUGAUGUCGACGAGAUCAUCGACCUGACCGAGCUGGACGAGGACGACGACGAUCACGAAGUCCGGCCCAUCGACGUAGAUGCAGAUGACGCGGGACCGACCAGGUUUGGAGAACAAGAACUCGUCCUCGCCGACCUGGCCGAACGCUCAGCCUCCUCUCUCGACAACCUGGUCGGACCCGGUCGAGUCGCCCCAGUGGCGACGUACCUGAAGAACGAUCUCGCUGGAAUCGGGCAUGUUCCGCAACAUCGUCGGACGAUGCUCAAGCCCCAUACGCAGACAUCAGGUCAAGCUGGGGCGAAAUCGGAGACGAGGAGGAAGAAGGUCACCCACACUCUAGCCGACAUUCGGGCUAUGCAGAGGGGUAAAGUCGUACCCGGGUUGAGCGAGGAGGAUCUGGAAAAGCGCCGUCGAGGACGUGCUAAGAGGGAGGCGAAUCGGGAUAGGGAGGAGAGGAAGCGGUGGAUGCAGGUCAUCUCGGCUUGAGAGUGGCUGGUUCGAGCACACGAUCACGAGAGGAGACUGAAGCUAAGCGACGAUGAGCAUGGUCUACUUCUCGUAGCAUUAGGGUUCAAACUAUUGUAGAUAAUGGCGGUCAAUCCACCUGUAUGCGCCAAUACGAAUGUAGACACAGUACUCGAGUACCAGACCGGAAUCGUCGAGUUUCACUUGGACCUGUUGUAAGGAGAUAAGGAGACCGGGGGCGACGCGUAUACAAGAUGG